Messenger RNA from Lachancea sp. 'fantastica', 1464 nucleotides. Lineage: Eukaryota; Fungi; Ascomycota; Saccharomycetes; Saccharomycetales; Saccharomycetaceae. The record is from the annotation of a GenBank genome assembly.
AUGACCGAUACAUCCAAGAAACAAGAUGCUGCUGAUUUGCUGGCUUCUCUGAACAUUGAAGGCCAAAAAGAAGCGGUAGAAUCCAAAAAACAAACCGCACAAGAAAAGGGCCCGGAACAAGCGUCACAAGACAAAAGCGCUGCGGAAACCUCGAAACCGGCAGAAAGCAGCAAGGAGAAGAAGCCAGAAUCACAAGAGAAGGACUCAAACCUGGUGAAAUCCGAAUAUGAGGUCAAAGUGAACUUGGCGGACCUACAAGGUGACCCCAACUCUCCUCUAUACAGUAUCAAGUCUUUUGAGGAGCUAGGGCUGGCACCAGAGCUUUUGAAAGGACUUUACGCCAUGAAAUUCCAAAAACCCUCCAAAAUCCAGGAAAGAGCACUGCCUUUACUUCUCAACAACCCUCCAAGAAACAUGAUUGCACAGUCACAGUCAGGUACAGGUAAAACGGCUGCGUUUUCGCUGACCAUGCUGUCCCGCGUCGAUAUCUCCCAGCCUGCUACGCAAGCCAUUUGUCUGGCACCAUCAAGAGAGCUCGCCAGACAGACUUUGGAGGUCGUUCAGGAAAUGGGUAAAUUCACAAAGGUCACCACACAGCUGAUUGUACCCGACUCUUUCGAAAAAAACAAGCCCAUCAAUGCACAGAUUAUCGUCGGUACUCCAGGUACCGUGCUGGAUUUGAUGCGCAGAAAAGCAGUUCAAUUGGGGCAAGUAAAAGUUUUCGUCUUGGACGAGGCCGACAACAUGCUUGACAAGCAGGGUCUAGGUGACCAGUGUCUGCGUGUGAAGAAGUUCUUGCCCAAGGCCGCUCAACUGGUGCUAUUUUCUGCCACUUUCGACGACAGCGUGAGGAAUUACGCUCGCAGAGUCGUGCCCGAUGCGAAUUCGUUGGAACUACAGAGAAACGAAGUUAACGUGAGUGCUAUCAAGCAGCUUUUCAUGGAUUGCACGGACGAAAACAAUAAGUACGAAGUACUGACAGAGCUAUACGGGCUGUUGACGAUUGGGUCUUCAAUUAUCUUCGUGCAAACGAAGCAAACGGCCAAUGUGCUGUACGCUAAGCUCAAACAAGAGGGUCACCAAGUCUCAAUUUUGCACGGUGACUUGCAAAGCGCAGAGAGAGACAGACUGAUCGACGAUUUCCGUGAGGGUCGCUCCAAGGUUUUGAUCACAACCAAUGUUUUGGCGCGUGGUAUUGACAUUCCAUCUGUGUCCAUGGUGGUGAACUACGACCUCCCCACAACUGUACAGGGCAAAGCCGACCCUGCCACCUACAUUCACAGAAUCGGGAGAACGGGUAGAUUUGGCCGUACCGGAGUGGCCAUUUCGUUUGUCCACGACCGAAAAUCUUUUGAGACUCUAACUGCAAUUCAGAAGUAUUUCGGUGAUAUUGAGAUGACGCGAGUGCCAACCGAUGACUGGGACGAGGUCGAGAAAAUUGUUAAAAAAGUAUUGAAGGAAUAA